UCAACACUUUCAAAUGACGUCUGUAGAUAAACGAAAACAUGUUAUUGAUCGCCAAUUCUUAAAAGCAACUAUUCUCUAUGAAAUAUUACAAACACUUGUCGCUUCGACAGUGUUAGAGCUCAUGCGCGAACUUAUUAUACUCCGUUAAACAUAUUUUAAAUUAUCAGCAUACCGAUAGUAGAUAUUACAGAAGAAGGGAAUUUACCGUUCGCUCUCAUUGUUCAUAUAGCUCCACUUAUUAAAAGUUCUAUUGAAUUAAAUUUAAAUAAAAAUGAAGUCGUGUAUUACAAUUAUUUCCGCACUUUUUGCUAUAACUGUUUUAUUUGGAAGUGGAAUAUGCUACGAAGUCGAUACGUAUGAAUUUUUAAUGCCAAAUGUUUGGCCGAAUCAGGAUGAACUCUAUCUGUGUACUCCUAUACGAAUCGUUCCAAAUUCACAUUUCUACAUCGUUGGUUUUAAACCAAAUGCCACGAUGCACACGGCUCAUCAUAUGCUGCUAUACGGGUGUUCUGAACCGGGAGCUAAUGAUUUAGUGUGGAGUUGCGGUGAAAUGCAGAACAAUGAUAUCGACUCCCGCUACAACACGGCCAGCCCUUGUCAGUCUGGUUCACAGUAUACGUAUACGCGGGGGCGCGAUGCUCCGAGUCUCAAACUGCCGGAGGACGUCGGUUUCCUAGUGGGAGAGAACUCGCCGAUCAAGUAUUUAGUUUUGCAAGUGCAUUAUAUGCAUAAAUUUCCAGAAGGGCAAACCGACAAUUCAGGAGUGCUGUUACAGUAUACGACGGAGAGGAUGCCUCGUCAAGCGGGGGUGUUCUUGUUGGGCACUAGCGGGGUGAUCGCACCAAACCGCGUCGAGCAUAUGGAGACGGCUUGCACGCUCCACGAGGACAAGGUCAUACAUCCCUUCGCCUUUAGACCUCACACUCAUAGCCUCGGCAGGGAGGUUUCGGGGUACGUGGUGCGUCGGGCGUCGUCUGGUGAUGAAUGGCGUCUGCUGGGUCGCCGCGACCCCCAGGAGCCUCAGAUGUUCUACCCCGUGGAGGAUAUGGACCCCAUCAAGAAGAACGACGUACUAGCAGCGCGCUGCGUCAUGAACAAUACCCACGAAUACCCCGUCAAGAUUGGGGCUACCAACAACGAUGAGAUGUGCAACUUCUAUUUGAUGUACUGGGUGCAGAACGACACACCCCUGGCACAGAAGUACUGCUUCUCCGCUGGUCCACCAUACUAUUACUGGAAUAGGGCCGUCGAAAACUUUGACCGUAUACCAGAUAGAGAUAUUAAUAUUAUCUAGAUGAACGAAAAAUGUUUUCUGUCUUCUGACCAUAAAUUUUUUUAUUAUCCAUGUUACUGCCUGGGAUCUUAGUCAUUGAUCUGAUUUUUUUUAUUUUCAUUUUUUUUCCAUUACAGUAGACAUUUACUUAAAAAAAUCUUUUUUGUGUUAAUUUAAGACAAUAUUUUAAUUAACAUUCCACUUUAAAUUAUAUGGUAAUAAUUGUAUACAUAUAAUAAUGUAUAAAAUUAAAUUGAUUUGUCCUUUUUUAGUAACUUAAAGUAUGUGAUCUAAAUAAUUUUAUUACACAUUGAUAUGUGAAUAAUUCACAGAAAUAAUAAAAAAAAGUAUUAUAUAUAUAUAUAUAUAUUACUCAAAGUAUAUAUUUAUAGUUGUAUAAAAAUAUUCAAUUAUUGUUAAUUAAAAGGGGUAAAUGCAAAGAAAUGGAUUAAACAGACAUUGGAUUUAUACAAGAUAUUUGACAUUUAGUUUUGUGUUUUACAUCUAUAUUAAUAAUUCUAGUCAAAAAAAAAACACAAGACUUGAUGUAUUCGAUGAUGUCUAUUGCUUUAUAAUUUUUAUUAAUAUAAAAUAAAAAAUAUUUAUAUAAAUUUUACUAAAAGCUUUACAAUUUCUCGAAGUUCUUAAAUAUAAAUGAUUAUUUUAUAUUCACUAACGUAUUGGAAUUAUAGCUCAUAUUAAAAUUUUAAUAAUAAAUCUCAAUUAUAUUAAUGGAACUUAAAACUUGGUCAAUGACUGAAAGAGCAUA
This is a messenger RNA of Danaus plexippus (monarch butterfly), 2042 nucleotides long. It is a transcript of the gene Phm, whose product is annotated as peptidylglycine alpha-hydroxylating monooxygenase. Gene Ontology annotation, cellular component: extracellular region; membrane. Gene Ontology annotation, molecular function: copper ion binding; oxidoreductase activity, acting on paired donors, with incorporation or reduction of molecular oxygen, reduced ascorbate as one donor, and incorporation of one atom of oxygen. NCBI's taxonomy places the organism in Eukaryota, Metazoa, Arthropoda, Insecta, Lepidoptera, Nymphalidae. The record is from RefSeq and is a predicted model, not a curated record. Gene Ontology annotation, biological process: peptide metabolic process.